This is a messenger RNA of Carassius carassius (crucian carp), 2118 nucleotides long. Its product is annotated as proteinase-activated receptor 1-like. NCBI's taxonomy places the organism in Eukaryota, Metazoa, Chordata, Actinopteri, Cypriniformes, Cyprinidae. Gene Ontology annotation, molecular function: thrombin-activated receptor activity. Gene Ontology annotation, cellular component: membrane. The record is from RefSeq and is a predicted model, not a curated record. The transcript has 2 exons. Bases 149 to 1390 code for a protein of 413 amino acids. Gene Ontology annotation, biological process: phospholipase C-activating G protein-coupled receptor signaling pathway; positive regulation of blood coagulation; thrombin-activated receptor signaling pathway.
AUGUAUUCACCCUCCAGUCUUGACUGAUGUCUGAGGACUGCUGUUGAAAUAGCGCGAGCUCAGGCUCUUUCAGUGUACAGUCUUUGCCGGGUUUGUUUGGAAUUGCAUUCUUUCAUCAUUUUUGAGCUGCACGUUUCAUUCAGCCGUGAUGUUGCGGAUUGUGGUGUUGAUGGGGCUGCUGGUUGCGAAGGGCUCUGCGACUGCGCUGCCCGAGAACGAAACGUUUAUUCGGACAUUUUCUGGUUUCUUCCUCACCGUCACCGAUGAGCCCAUUGAUUACCUGGACGUGCAAGAGGAAGCCAGCGGCUCCGGUUCGGAUCAAGUGCCCAAACCCAAGAAAGAUCACCAACAUCACGUGGCUAAGAAGACUUACCACAUCUCUCCGGAGGCCUCCAGCUUACUCACAGGCCGCGUGCUGACCGCUGUCAUCCCAACAAUAUACAUUGUGGUGUUUAUCAUCAGCGCUCCUCUAAAUCUGCUGGCGCUGGUCAUGUUUGUGCGCAAAGUGAGACCGAAAAAACCGGCGGCGAUUUAUAUGAUCAACCUGGCUUGUGCCGACCUUCUGUUCGUCCUAUUGCUCCCGUUUAAGAUAGCCUACCAUUACAACGGAAAUAACUGGAUAUUUGGGGCUGGCAUGUGUCGAUUCGUCACGGCUGCUUUCUACUGCAACAUGUACUGCUCUGUGCUGCUGAUGAUGUGCAUUAGUGUGGACCGCUUCAUGGCGGUCGUUUACCCGAUGGACUCGCUCACCUGGCGCAGUCCGCGAACCGCGUCCAUCGUGUGCGCCUCCAUGUGGCUUUUGUCCAUCGGCGGUGUGACGCCUUUGCUGAUUUCCAGUCAAACCAUUCACCUACCUGACCUGGGUAUCACCACCUGUCACGACGUCCUUGACAUCCACCACCUUCGCGAGUAUUACCUGUAUUUCUUCCCCAUAAUCUCUUCGCUUUUCUUCUUCAUCCCGCUCAUUUUUAGCACCGUCUGCUACGUGCGCGUCAUCCAAGCGUUGUGCGCGGCCAACGUGGAAAACCGCGCGAAAAAAACGCGGGCCGUCUUUAUGGCCGUAACGGUCUUUGCUGUUUUCGUCAUAUGCUUCGCACCCACAAACAUCAUUCUGUUGGCGCAUUACGUGCAGUUCGCCCACAAGCACAACGAUGCGUCUUACGCCGCGUACUUGGUGUCCACGUGCAUCGGGAGCAUCAGCUGCUGUCUGGACCCCCUCAUGUACUAUUUCGGGUCGUCUCAGUGUCAAAAACAGGUUCUCGCCUUUCUCAAGUGUCAGGGAUCUUCAGGCAUCGAAAACAGCGCACAGUUCACCAGCACCACCAGGUCAAGCAAGCUGGACAAUUUUAAAAGCAGCGUGAGCAACCAGUACCGGAAGCUGAUGGCAUGAGCUGCCUGCUCAGAACCGGGCUGAUUUGAAAGGAGUUUGAGGACUUUGCAGCUGGUCAGGGUGAGAGACCUUCUCAGACCAACUGUAGCAGGUUUCCAAUGACUUUAAAUCGUUUACUUUAUCAAAACUGCGUUUCUCAAAAGCAUCGGAAGCUUAAGUGGAUAGUAGACCCAUUGCCGCCAGUGGUCUCUGCGAUCAACUUAGCCUCUGAUGCAUUUGGGAAAUGCAUCAUGAUGGUUGGAGUUGAUUGCACUAUAAUUAAUUGGAACUCGUGAAUUAUUAUUAUUAUUAUUCUUAACAUUUCCAAGAAGAUCCAAAUGACCCUGGCACUUCAACCGUUUAAUGCUUUUAUAACGUCUUUGCUAAUGUAUAGAUUCUUACUCUAUUUUUGUAUUCAUUUGUUACCAUUUCAAAUAGCUAUAUACUUACCAAUAAAAUCAUAUUUACGUACCAGAUACUUAAUGUUUAGUAAAGAGAACAAAAUUUGUAUGUUACAUUAUUUCUGUUUAUACUGUGAUUUACAUGAUAUGGGACCAGCUGGCUGGAUUUUAUGAAGUUGCUUGGUGAAAAUUCUCUAAAACAUUUACACCAGUUAACUGUGGGUUUAUCUUCAGAUAGAUGUAACAGUAUAGUACACCACUGUUAAAAAAAUUUGAGUCAGAAAAUGCAUACUUUUAUCUAGCAAGGAUGCAUUCAUUUGACAGUAAAGACAUUUAUAAUGUUAAAAA